Messenger RNA from Nothobranchius furzeri (turquoise killifish), 885 nucleotides. RefSeq names its product high mobility group-T protein. Gene Ontology annotation, cellular component: nucleus. Gene Ontology annotation, biological process: regulation of transcription by RNA polymerase II. Lineage: Eukaryota; Metazoa; Chordata; Actinopteri; Cyprinodontiformes; Nothobranchiidae. Gene Ontology annotation, molecular function: DNA binding, bending. The record is from RefSeq and is a predicted model, not a curated record.
GAGCGGCAGACCGGGCGCUAGCCAAUGGCGUGCGAGACCCGCUGAGAGUAAUGUUGAGAGAGCUAAAGACUGAAGACACUGCGUAUCGCCUGUGCUCUCUCAUACACAGCCAUUGCAGUGCAUUGAGAUCCAGCUCAGUCUAUUGAUAUUGACGCCAAGAUGGGGAAGGACCCGACAAAGCCAAGGGGGAAAAUGUCCUCCUAUGCGUAUUUUGUCCAGACCUGCCGGGAGGAGCACAAGAAGAAACACCCUGAUGCUUCUGUGAACUUUGCUGAGUUCUCCAAGAAGUGCUCUGAGCGAUGGAAGACGAUGUCCGCCAAGGAAAAGGGCAAGUUUGAGGAUCUGGCUAGGCAGGACAAGGCGCGUUACGAGAGGGAGAUGAUGAGCUACGUUCCAGCACGGGGAGGCAAGAAGAAAAAGUUCAAGGACCCCAAUGCCCCCAAGAGACCCCCAUCCGCUUUCUUCAUCUUCUGCUCAGAGUUCCGCCCCAAGGUGAAAGGCGAGAGCCCUGGUCUGUCCAUCGGAGACGUUGCCAAGAAGCUGGGCGAGAUGUGGAACAGCACCGCCGCGCCCGACAAGCUGCCCUACGAGAAGAAGGCGUCUAUACUCAAGGAGAAGUAUGAGAAGGCCGUCGCAGCUUACCGCAAUAAGGGCAAACCCGGUGCCGGCGCGCCGGCGAAGGCCCCCGCCCCUGAGAAAAAGGAUGAUGACGACGACGAUGACGAAGAAGAUGAAGAAGAAGAGGAAGACGAUGAAGAUGAUGAUGAGUAGUUGGCGAGUGAUGUAGUGGUUAUUUUUCUUGUUUAUAAAGCAUUUAACCCCCUUGUACACACUUCACUUACUGAAAGAAAAUACGUUAGUAUCCAAGGGGUAAAAAAAACAAAA